Diospyros lotus (date-plum) is the source of this 1906-nucleotide messenger RNA. Its product is annotated as deoxyribodipyrimidine photo-lyase. Lineage: Eukaryota; Viridiplantae; Streptophyta; Magnoliopsida; Ericales; Ebenaceae. Gene Ontology annotation, molecular function: deoxyribodipyrimidine photo-lyase activity. Gene Ontology annotation, biological process: photoreactive repair. The record is from RefSeq and is a predicted model, not a curated record. The coding region runs from base 156 to 1676 and encodes 506 amino acids. The transcript is spliced from 9 exons.
UUCACGAAACCAGCGCAGACAUACGCUUCUUCUUCUCCCCUUAAACUUUGCACCUCACCGAGCUGGCUCACAUUAGCCUCCUCCGACCACAUCCCUCUUCACUCCCCGCGCGCGCACCCACACCCAUUUCCUCGGCGUCCAAACUCCUCUCGUCUAUGGCUGAAAAUCCUUCUCCAACCCAAUCAACCACCGUCCAGUCGGGCCGGAUUAGAGUUCUCAAGGAAGGAUCGAGACCGUCCGAUCGAGAGAUGGGGCCCGUGGUUUACUGGAUGUUCAGAGAUCAAAGACUGAGAGACAACUGGGCGUUGAUCCACGCCGUUGAUCAGGCGAACAAGGCCAAUGUCCCCGUGGCUGUGGCCUUUAAUCUGUUCGAUCAGUUUUUGGGCGCCAAAGCGCGUCAAUUAGGGUUCAUGUUAAAGGGUCUUCAGCAACUUCAUCGUGAUAUCGAAGUGACUCUUCGUAUACCCUUUUUCUUGUUUCAGGGAGAAGCUAUAGAAACAAUUCCCACGUUUCUUGAAGAAUGUGGUGCUUCACUUUUGGUUAUUGACUUCUCUCCAUUAAGGGAGGUUCGAGGUUGGAAAGAAGAAAUCUGCAAGAGGGUGAGUGAUUCAGUAUCGAUUCAUGAAGUUGAUGCUCACAAUGUAGUACCUGUUUGGGUAGCAUCCGAUAAGUUGGAAUAUAGUGCUAGGACCAUAAGGAGUAAGAUCAAUAAUCUCCUUCCCAAGUAUCUGAUUGAUUUUCCAAGACUGAGGCCUCCAAUUAAGAAGUGGGCAUCUCCGGGUCAGUUUGCUGAUUGGGAGAAGCUCAUUGCUGAUGUUGUAAGGAAAGGUGCAGAAGUUCCAGAGCUUGAAUGGUGCAAACCAGGUGAAGAUGCUGCAAUGGAUGUCUUGAUGGGAAGUAAAAAUGGGUUCUUGACAAAGAGAUUAAAUAGCUACUCAACAGACCGGAAUAACCCGUUGAAACCUAGUGCACUGUCUGGUCUGUCGCCUUAUUUGCAUUUUGGGCAGAUUUCAGCACAGCGAUGUGCUAUAGAGGCGCGCAAUGUCAGGAAGCUUUGUCCUCAGGCGGUUGAUGCAUUCUUGGAGGAGUUAGUUGUGCGUAGAGAACUUGCUGAUAAUUUCUGCUUCUAUCAGCCUAAGUAUGAUUCAUUACUGGGAGCAUGGGAAUGGGCUCGUAAGACCCUGAUGGACCAUGCUUCUGAUAGACGAGAACAUAUCUAUACACUUCUACGGCCUAAUGGAAUUUGCAGGAGGGAACAAUUGGAGAAGGCUCAAACUGCUGAUCCUCUCUGGAAUGCUUCUCAGCUGGAGAUGGUUCAUGUCGGAAAGAUGCAUGGUUUUAUGAGGAUGUAUUGGGCAAAAAAGAUUCUUGAGUGGACUAGCAGCCCUGAAGAUGCCCUUGCAGUAUCAAUUUAUCUCAAUGACAAGUAUGAAAUUGAUGGGAGGGAUCCAAAUGGAUAUGUUGGUUGCAUGUGGUCCAUAUGUGGCGUGCACGAUCAGGGUUGGAAAGAACGACCAGUUUUCGGGAAAAUACGGUAUAUGAACUACGCAGGGUGCAAAAGGAAGUUUGAUGUGGAUGGAUAUAUUGCCUAUGUUAAGAGGGAGGCUGGUGAAGUCAAGAAGAGGAAAUUAGAAGCCGCGCCCACUGCCGCCAAGAUAAAGGAGCCUCGUAUUUAAGGUGGUGAUUUACUUUCGAUUGUAUGUGGGGUUGUAACCACAAGUGUAGGAAUUGUAGAUUUAUAAGCUUCUCCAUUUCCAACAUAGUUUAGAUCGGUUGAUGAAAUAGUGUUUUUUUCAACUGUAUUAAAUUGACCAUAUGAUGAUGGAAAUCAGCGAGAACACAGUUCUAGUAGUAGUGUUGACAACAACACCUUCAAAGGCAAAUAAAUGCUUCAGAAAUUUAUCAA